AUUGCUUGACCCCAUGGCAACUGUGGAUGUUGAUGAGCUGGAGCUGAUACUUCAAGAUGAAGCCCAACAAAUCUUGGCUGAUGAGGCCUUGGCGCGGCGCCUGGCACAGGAGAUGCAGAACUCUCCGGUGCAGGUGGAUUCAGACAGUCCAGUGAGAACGAAGCGAAAGCGGGCCCCAAGUGUGGACCUGGAUCCAGUCUUGGCCGUGCCCGAGGAGUCGCUCUCAGAGGCGGCAAAGGAAGAGGUGGAAGAACUGUGGGCUCGAUGCUUGAGAGGAGACGAGGCCUUGGAGAACUUGGGCGACUCCUAUGACCAGGUCUCGGCGGAGGCGUACCGAGUUCAUGCUCUUCACGCCUUGAUGCAAGAAUUCAGACGUGCUCCAGCACACUUUGUCAGAGAGACGUUUGCUGAGGCGGGCUCCUAUUGCGAGGCUCGUGCCAUCAUUCAGGACAGCUCCGAGGUGACAAGUAACUCGUCGAAGCGCCCCAACAAGCCGGCUCCUCCCGUUGAGAUGCCAGGCAUCUUGCGAAAGGAGAUGGCGCUUGGUCAUCAUGCCGUGGCCAUCCAAGCAGCGCUGGCCAAGCGCAAGCAGGUGCGAUCAGGGCGAAUCGCUCAGCUGAAAGCUGUGGGUGGCCUUGGCACUUGUGGUUGUUGCUUUGAUGAUGAGCUGCUGCCUGAGGAGGAACUCCGAUGUAGCUCAGCCCAGGGCCAUGGCUUUUGUAUCCCAUGUGUAAAGCGGGCAGCUCUGGAAUUCUUCGGCCAGGGCUUGUUCACCUUGAACCUCUCCACGGGCAGUUCGUCAUCCUCAGAGCGGCCGCAGGUGAGUUCCACGGUGCUACGUUGCUUAGAUACGUCUGGCUGCGAUGGGCACUUCUUGGAUUCCUGCUUGCAGAAGGCCUUGCCACGGAAAGACUAUGUGAGAUACUCCAGACGCUCUGCAGCUUUAGAGGCGGCAACCAGUGGCAUGGAGGAUUUGGUGGCAUGUCCUUCGUGCGAUUUCAUGGUUCAGAUGUCAGAUCCGAACGAUGGCAUUGUGCGAUGCAUGGACCCAGAGUGCGGCAAGAUCACCUGUCGCUGGUGCUCGAAGCCGGAGCAUAGCCCUUUGAAGUGUCAUGAGGUGGAGAAGGAUGGUGAAACAAAGAUCAGGACAUUUGUGGAAGAGAAAAUGGCGGAGGCUGUGCUUCGAAGGUGCCCAAAGUGCAAGAAGCCCUAUGAAAGGACCGAGGGCUGCAACCACAUCAAGUGCCCUUGUGGGACUCAUAGCUGCUACUUGUGUGGAAUGGAACUGGACAAGAAGCGGCCGUAUGAUCACUACAAGGAUGGACAUGUUGGUGGUGGCACCAAUGCCAAAGACUCCAAGUGCAUUGUGUAUGGUACGCCUUCCUGGGCAGAAAACAGCCCCGAGAAGCAAAAGGAGGAGGCGGAAAAGGCCUUGAAGCAAUACCUCCAGGAGCAUCCUGAGCUGCAAGAAGUGGCGGCUGAGUCGAGCCUGGAGAAGCGGAAGAGGUUGCAGGAACUCAUGCAACUCAGUCCGCAUCGAAAAAAGAAGAAACAUAGCAGGCCCGGCAGGCCCGAACUGCUGCAGACUCCGCAAGCUUGUGCGAUUCAGUGAUGGCUUUCCAAUUGAGAGCUCGCAAGAAUGGCUACGGCUACAGAAUGCUUUCGCGGUCAUGUCUCACAGCUCGGGUUUCGACCUUGGAGCUUCUUAGUGACCGCUUAGCGACCACGUGACGCGGAAAAAUG
Molecule: messenger RNA, 1743 nt
Organism: Cladocopium goreaui
Lineage: Eukaryota; Dinophyceae; Suessiales; Symbiodiniaceae
Source: the annotation of a GenBank genome assembly